Molecule: messenger RNA, 654 nt
Organism: Nicotiana tabacum (common tobacco)
Lineage: Eukaryota; Viridiplantae; Streptophyta; Magnoliopsida; Solanales; Solanaceae
Source: RefSeq, a predicted model, not a curated record
AUGAUUCCAACUGCUAUGCAACUUGAAUCCAAUAACCAUUUAAUUGAAUCUUUCGAAACCUUCUUUCAGAGCUGGCUGAUUGAACAAGAGCGUUACUUACAACAAUUGCUUCGCUUAAGCUCCGAAAGCUGCAAUGAAAAUUGCAUUAGUGAAAAAAGACUCAUCAUAGACCAAGUGUUGGCCCAUUACCGUGCAUAUUACAUAGCCAAAUCAAAAGUUACACAGGAGAACGUUUUCCUAGUGUUAUCCCCUACUUGGUUCACGGCUUUCGAGCGCACUUACCUAUGGAUAGCAGGGUUUCGACCAGGACUAGCAUUUACGCUGGUGAACAAGAAUGUCUCGGACUUGUCGCGGAAUCCGUCUUUGAUGCUGAAGGAGUUAUUGGAUGAGAUUAAGGUAUCACAAACAAUGAUUUUGCUAGCGAGGGACGAGGGACCACUGGAGAACGGGAGGUUGACAGAACUAAAUAGGGCAAUUGAUAGGUUGAGGUUGGCAAUGGAGACACUAGUUGAAUGUGCAGAUUAUCUGAGGGGGAAGACAGUGUUGAGGAUUGUGGAAAUCCUAAGUGCAGCUCAAAGCGUGAGAUUCUUGGUUGCUGCUACCCAAUUUCAGCUCAGGAUUCGAAGUUUGGGCCUGCAAAGAGAAGCUAAUUAG